This is a messenger RNA of Strongylus vulgaris, 611 nucleotides long. Lineage: Eukaryota; Metazoa; Nematoda; Chromadorea; Rhabditida; Strongylidae. The record is from the annotation of a GenBank genome assembly.
AUGGAAUCUGCUGAAGAGCCAUUAUGGAAAUUUCGUUAUCCGCAACGAACGAGGACCACAUUCACUGAUUUGGAACCUGCUUUUCGGCAUCCAUUACUUCCACCUUCUGUUUUUCUGCAGAAAGAGACAUCUCAGCAGUCUCAGGAAGAGUCAAAAUACGACUUUAUAGACCCCCUAGGUGCAACGAUCGAAGAGGAACUUCCAGCUAAUGUCACUCGACUUGACUUGGAUGCUCUUGAGGAUAUUAAACCAAAAAAGGAACCGAUUCUAGAUAACACUCUUGAAACUAAGAGCAAAGACGGUCCGGUCAGAGACGUGGAAUUGACGGAUUUUGAACCGUGGAGAUCAAAACGAGCGCAAAUAUUAAACGAGCAUGAGGCUUCAGAUAAGAAAGGCGCAUAUUCUACGUUUGGGUCGUCGUCCCCUGCCAAGUUCACCAUGAGCAGCAAGACUCGACACAGAUUGGAAGUGCUAGAGGACAUGUCAGGACUGCGAAAGAUGUCGGACAUUUCCGAAAAUGAACUAGUCACGCAUAUAAACGAUCUGCGGGAGAAAUUUUUGGCGGCCUGGGAAGACAAUCAAAGAGUUGAGUCCGUUCGGGUAGGUUGAUU